UAGAAGUUGAAAAGGAGAAGGAGAGACAGAUAAAGGAGGAAGAGAAGAAAAAGAGGGAAGAGGAGGAGAAAGAAAGACGUAACUCACAUCAACCUGCUGACGACAACAUCCAGGAACCUGAACAGGUCAAUAAGAGAGAGACUGCAAUCCCUAUAGCCCCUGUCCUCAGGCUACAGGAGGAUGAGAUGACCACUGAUCCACCUGGGACACCUUCUAAUCCAGAAAGCAGACUCAAGCAGUCAGCAACAUUGAAGGAAGAGAGAAAUGUAGGAGGAGGUAUGGAAGAGGGAGGAGAAAAGACAAGGAGCAGCAUACAGCAGAGGAUCAGUUUGCUGCUGGACUCCUCCUCGAGCCCUGAGGCUCCGGUCAAAAGAAAGGAAGUACCUCCAGUACAACAAUCAGAUGGAUCUGGAGGUGUGAAACAACUGAUCAAAGACUGGGCAGAGGGUCAGAGGUUGGAGAGAGAUUAUGAGGAAGUAACUGGUGAAGAGAAGGAGAAAGACCAGGUACCUCUUUAUAAACCAGGAGGGAGACUUAGAUGGGCAGAUGGAGGGACAAAACAGGACAAAGAAAUGAUGAAACAGAAUGAGGAACAAAUUGUUAGAGAGAGAGAGGGUAGGGUUAUGGAAAGACUAAGAGAGGAAGAAGAGAGGGAGAGAAAGAGGAAAGAUGAAGAGAAGAGAGAAAAAAAGAUAGAACUUGAGAAGGAAUUGGCGAGAAAGAGAGAGGAAGAAGAGCGAAAGAUGAAAGAAGAGAAAAAAAGACUGAUAGAAUUUGAAAAGGAGAGGGAGAGACUGAGAGUGGAAGAAGAGAGGGAGAGAAAGAAGAAAGAUGAAGAGGAGAGAGAAAAAAAGAUAGAACUUGAGAAGGAAUUGGAGAGAAAGAGAGAGGAAGAAGAGAGAAAGAUGAAAGAAGAAAGGGAGAAAGAAAGACAGAUAGAAAUUGAAAAGGAGAAGGAGAGACAAAAAGAGGAAGAAGAGCGAAAGAUGAAAGAAGAGAAAGAAAGACUGAUAGAAUUUGAAAAGGAGAGGGAGAGACUGAGAGUGGAAGAAGAGAGGGAGAGAAAGAAGAAGAAAGACGAAGAGAGAGAACGACAGAUCAAAUUAGAGAGGGAAAAGGAGGAAGAAGAGAGAAAGAUGAAAGAAAAGGAGAAAGAAAGAAUGAUAGAACUUGAAAAGGAGAAGGAGAGACAGAGAGAGGAAGAAGAGAGAGAGAGAAAGAAGAAAGAUGAAGAGGAGAGAAAAAAAAAGAUAGAACUUGAGAAGGAAUUGGACAGAAAGAGAGAGGAAGAAGAGAGAAAGAUGAAAGAAGAAAAAGAGAAAGAAAGACAGAUAGAAAUUGAAAAGGAGAAGGAGAGACAAAGAGAGGAAGAAGAGCGAAAGAUUAAAGAAGAGAAAGAAAGACUGAUAGAAUUUGAAAAGGAGAGGGAGAGACUGAGAGUGGAAGAAGAGAGGGAGAGAAAGAAGAAGAAAGACGAAGAGAGAGAACGACAGAUCAAAUUAGAGAGGGAAAAGGAGGAAGAAGAGAGAAAGAUGAAAGAAAAGGAGAGAGAAAGAAUGAUAGAACUUGAAAAGGAGAAGGAGAGACAGAGAGAGGAAGAAGAGAGAGAGAGAAAGAAGAAUGAUGAAGAGAGAGAAAGACAGAUUAAAUUGGAGAAGGAAAAGGAGGAAGAGAGAAAGAUGAAAGAAAAGAAGGAGAAAGAAAGAAUGAUAGAACUUGAAAAGGAGAGGGAG
This is a messenger RNA of Esox lucius (northern pike), 1733 nucleotides long. RefSeq names its product trichohyalin-like. Lineage: Eukaryota; Metazoa; Chordata; Actinopteri; Esociformes; Esocidae. The annotation marks the transcript as partial. The record is from RefSeq and is a predicted model, not a curated record. The transcript has a single exon.